Molecule: messenger RNA, 1311 nt
Organism: Volvox carteri f. nagariensis
Lineage: Eukaryota; Viridiplantae; Chlorophyta; Chlorophyceae; Chlamydomonadales; Volvocaceae
Exons: 1
Source: RefSeq, a predicted model, not a curated record
AUGACAACAUGCCUACGCUUCUUGACUGAACCUGUACAGCUGAAUAAUCAACAUGAGCCGAGCGCGGAUGACGACUGUCUAGCCGCGCUGUUGAGCUAUAUCACUAACCAAGAAAGAACCAAGGAUUCAAAUACAUUUGACAUUUUAGAUAGGAAAGACACAGUCAUCCGGCGACGCUGCAACCUUGAGUUACAUCCUCCGACACCGGGUUACGGGCCUGGUUACGGAACCGGUUACGGGCCCCCGCGGACGCCACCUGCUUACGGUCCGUCACCUGUCCCAUCCACACAGCCUCCAACCUUGCCGCCUGCCUACCCAUCUCCGUCAACACCAUCACUGUCCCCCUCGCCCACGCCAUCGCUGUCCCCGUCAACCUCAAUUCCUCCCUCGCCCUCGUCCUCGCCCUCGCCGUCCCUUCCACCCUCGUCUUCUCCCACGCCCACGCCAUCGCCGUCCCCGUCACCCUCAACCCCUCCCUUGACCACGCCAUCGCCUUCUCCUUCACCCUCGACACCUUCGCCCACGCCGUCGCAGCCCCCGUCGCCCUCAACAUCUCCCUCCUUCACGCCUUCGUCGUCCCCAUCGCCCACACCUUUGCCGUCCCCAUCACCCUCGACCCUUCCCUCGCCAACGCCAUCGCCAUCACCGUCCCCUUCACCCUCGACCCCUCCCUCGCCAACGCUCACCCCAUCGCCAUCCCCGAUUCCUUUCUCGCCAACGCCAUCACCGACCUUCCCAACGUCAACCUCUCCUUCGCCCACACCUUCGCCAGUGCCGUCCACUUCACCCUCAACCCCUCCCUCGCCCACGCCAUCACCAUUGCCGUCCCCUUCACCCUCGACCCCUCCCUCGCCCACGCUCACCCCAUCGCCAUCCCCGAUCCCUUCCUCUCCCACGCCAUCACCCACCUUCCCAACGUCAACCUCUCCUUCGCCCACGCCUUCGCCAUUGCCGUCCACUUCACCCUCAACCCCUCCCUCGCCCACGCCAUCACCAUUACCGUCCCCUUCACCCUCGACCCCUCCCUCGCCCACGCUCACCCCAUCGCCAUCCCCGAUCCCUUCCUCUCCCACGCCAUCACCCACCUUACCAACGUCAACCUCUCCUUCGCCCACGCCUUCGCCAGUGCCACCCACUUCACCCUCGACCCCUCCCUCGCCCACGCCAUCGCCAUUGCCGUCCCCUUCACCCUCGACCCCUCCCUCGCCCACGCUCACCCCAUCGCCAUCCCCGAUUCCUUUCUCGCCAACGCCAUCACCGACCUUACCAACGUCAACCUCUCCUUCGCCCACACCUUCGCCAGUGCCACCA